This is a messenger RNA of Physcomitrium patens, 4748 nucleotides long. RefSeq lists its product as uncharacterized. The record is from RefSeq and is a predicted model, not a curated record. NCBI's taxonomy places the organism in Eukaryota, Viridiplantae, Streptophyta, Bryopsida, Funariales, Funariaceae.
AGUGUAACAUUGAAUACGUUUAUUCUACACUUCCAUAGAUAUUUUCCAGAUAUGCCAAGGCUUCUACUGCACUGUAUCUCACAAAUCUACUAUUAGCAAGAAUAAAGUUUCCCACUCCUACUUUAAUGGUCAUCAACAUCUCGCCUUAAACUUAACAUUGUUGUUGAGAUGCCUUACACCUUAGUCACAUACGACUUACAGCCAAAUCUGUGUUGAACCUGAGUCCUUCUCUCUUUAUUUUGCAGCCCUAGCCAAUGACAAAGGAUGGUCUUAUUUCUACGCACUCCUUUAUGCUUGAUCUUGUGCUUCAGAACAGACUCGCAAUAGCAUACGCCUGAAAAAAACUGUUUUGGUGCUUGCAAAACGGUAGUUUAGCAUGCCACAGAGAGUUGGUAAAAUUUGGACCAGCCGAGACGCAAAAAAUAAGGCAAAAGUAAGAAGAAGAAGAAGAGCAGCGAAAAGGCAUUGAAAAAGGUGGACCAGUGUAUCAUCGGGGAUUCCAUGCAGGGCGAUGCCCCAUUCUGUUUCUCGUGAGUCGCAGCGCCGUAUUUUGAGCGUGCAGUCCUUUACGUCGACGUCGAUCUCCCAUGCAAAUUCACCAUGUCAGGCCCGUCUCCAAUGCAAGCACCACCACAGAGAAAAAAAACCCCGUUGACAUCCAUGCAUCACCUUCGCUGCAAUCGCCCAUCGCGGGAAAACUGGGUCGAGAGGGAGAAAGAAGAGAGUGGACGGCGAAGAAAGAAGAUUGUGCGAAAGUGAGGAGAGACUUUAUUGGCAACACACCUUGGCAGUGACAGUGCCCCUCGGUGUAAAAGAUAGCUUCGCCGUUUCGUCUCGCAGAUCCUAAGGCUUUUGGGGGCGCAAGGCGCGUUUAGGAGGCAUCGGUGAUGGGGCGUCCUGGCUUUUGCUGAAGCUCUGCGUAAAGGACGUUGCGCUCUGCAAAAGUAGAGUGAAAAGUACCCGAGAAACAUGGCUCUGAGGUACAUCUCAUCAGAAGUUGGGGCUAGCCAAGGUGAGCAGCUGUCGUUGAUAGGCAACGGGAUUUAGUUUUAGAGGUUGGGGCCGAUCUCCACGUGGGCAAUUUAGGCAGGCCGACCCCUACGGUGGGAGUGUGAUUUAUGUGGGGGAUUUCUGAGCGAUUGCUGGGAUGCGACAGCGGAGGAGGGCUCUCAGUGUAGUGGAGAGGAGCCAGUUCAUAUGGUGAAGGCGAUGUCCAGCGACUGUCAAAGUUUUCUCUUCGUCCUGUAGGAUCCCAUUCAAUAGUUGUCUUGGGUGGAAGCUUACUGCACGCCUCGCUACUCGUCUAGUGCAGAUUGCCAGAAAGAAUCUUGCUUCCGAGGACGUGCUUGAACACCGUGCGGUUUUUGAAGGUUCUCAAACGGAAGUAGGAACAAGAUCAAGUCCAUUGGAAGGCAGUGUGGACUACAUCACACAGGCGCAACUACUGGGUUGUUAAUGUGAACUGAGUUAGAAAUCGGCCAAGGUAUGGACGUUUGGUCAAUAAUGUGUUAGGCCAGAUUGGGGUGGAGCCCAUUAUGGUUGUUCGAAGUCAAGUUGGAUACAUUGGCGAUCCUUGGCAGGAGCAGGGCUCCCGCUCAGGUGCGGCGUGCAAAGUAGAAAUGGCAAUGCAAGGCAGAGAAUUUGCGUUUCUUCAAUCUGACUUUGAUGAACUGCAGUUUCCCAAACCGUUGGUGACUGUAAGACCAAUCUCCCGGCUUUCUAUCAAGGAGAAAAUCCAUAAGAAAUGUAAAGGUGGUGUUUCCUCAUCAGAGCUUCGUCUCAUGGAGAGUUACAUCAACAAGUCGCAGCAGUCGGAGGAUGGAAUGCAAGAAGCGUCGCUGCGUAGGCUUGUGAAAAGCAAUACCUGUAAGAAGAUCGCUCAGCGCACUGAACUUGAAAAUGAAGUGUUCGAGUUGCACCAUCAACUGGAGAAAGAAAUCAAGCUUCACAGUGCUUUGGAGAAUGCGCUCUCGUCCACAUCCAGCCCGCGGUUUCCUGAUUACGCUUCGCAUGACCUUCCCAAGAAUGUUCAGAGGUUGCUGACGGACAUUGCAUUGCUGGAAGAUGCAGUUUUGAGGCUAGAGACGAAAGCAUCUUUUCUUCAGUGUGAACUUGGGCGGGAACGGACGGAGCGUGAAGGGAUUGAGCACGUCUUAGACACGCUUCUCAACAUGUCUGUACGAUCUCGAGUGAAGGACUCUGCUCCCAUCUCGCCACCAGCAUCGCCACUAUUGACACCGGUUUCGUUAAAGAAAACGUCACGACGAUCAACGAAGUCACCACAGGGGGCUGGGAGAUCUUCAUCAGGUUCAACAUUGAAGGAACUUCUGCAGAAACCUACGUCGGAACCUGAACUGCAGUCUUCACCCCCACCGAAUUCCCCUCGGCGUAGUUUGCGUGACUUGUGGAGCGCCCUGGAGGAUCAUCCUGCAACGUCUUUUCUUCCCAACACGGAUAAUGUUCACACAUUGGAGAGGAAUCGCCUGCAGUCUGCAGUGGAGCUGACGACUUUUCCUUCAUCUGCAGCAGUUAUGCCAUCCAGUUUACACCUCUCCACCUCUCCCUCUCCUCACACACUGGCGGAACGACCGCGCAAUGUCACGCCUGUAACCCCUGCAUGCUUACCGAAUGAUCUUCCUCGCAAAUCAUCGAAUCCUGCCAAGCUUCUUGGUUCUUCCAAUCGACUCGCCUUCUGGAACUAUUUCAACUCAUCCGAUGAUGCGGCCUCCCUCAACAAUCGGUCUGCAAAUCCCACUCCUGACGCCGAGCCGCACACCGAGUCUUUGCAUCAUGAUUGCUCCUCUAUUCUUGACGACGACUUCACCGAUCAUGUUAAGAUGCCCAAGCUUCGGCGAAUUCGGGGAUUAAAGCGACAAAGCCAAUCUCGUGUUUCUUCUCACGACGAUGCAAUCUGUUCAGCACGGCGCGCCUCCAAUUUCUCUGAGAGCGAUUUCUCUGUGGUGAGCCCGAGGAAAUCUUUCAAGGAGUCUCCUCGCCCGAGCACAUCGGUAGAAGAUGGAUUGUUUCCUUCGCUGCCAUCUGAUGCUAACCGCCUGUCGGAGGAGAUGGUGCGGUGCAUGGUGGAUAUUUACUGUCACUUGGCGGAGCCGACUGGCGAAUCCUAUGCUUUCCCUGAGUGUCCUCUGUCGCCAUCCUCCCACACCGGGCGUCUCUCAACGUCAUCAUCUUAUUCUUCUAAUUCGGACUCAUCCCUCCCUCCCGGUGCUCAAAGCCCCGAAUUAGACUCCAAGCAACAUGGCGAUGUAAUGGGAUGCGAGUCGACUCCUGAUCCAUACAAGGCAAUGGGGAAACUGCCGUGGGCUAACAUUGGUCCUUACAUGGACGCUAAUGAGGUGCCAUGGCUGUCUGUUGGGAAAGACCAUCUUGAAUUCGUCGCGCAUAGCCUUGGAAGAUUUCGAUUAUUGGUGGAACGACUAGCAAAAAUCGAUCCCGCGACCAUGACGCACGAGCAAAAGCUGGCGUUCUGGAUCAAUCUCUACAAUGCACUUCUCUUGCACGCCUUCCUUGCCUAUGGAAUUCCGAGAAGUGACCUCAAGUUCUUCACCCUCAUGCAAAAGGCAGCAUACUGCGUCGGUGGAUAUUGGUUCAACGCUGCUGCCAUAGAGUGCAAUCUCCUCAAGGCCAAAAUCAUGCUACAUCGACCACAGUUUGCGUUGAUAAUGGCGCUUCACAACAAGAAAUUGACUGAUGAGCAGAGCCAAUUCGGAAUUGACCGUGCCGAGCCGAAGGUCAACUUCGCCCUUUCUUGCGGUGGACACUCGUCUCCCAUGGUGCGCAUCUACACUCCAGCGCACAUCCACGACGAGCUCGAUUGCGCGUUCCAGGACUACUUACGCGCCACCGUGGGUAUGACCGCUAAGGGCCGGGUUCUGGUUCCCAAGCUCGUCUACAACUACGCCCGAGAAUUCGUUGAAGAUGACAUGGUGCUCGAAUGGGUAUGCCGAUUUCUGCCCAUUGCGCAAGUGGCCGUUAUCCAGGAAUGUAUCCAGCUCCGCCACCGCCGUCGGCUGUUCAACUCCGCGACAUUCUCCGUGGCCCCUUACAGCUUCGCAUUUCGGUACCUGUUCCCGAAAGAUAUCAGCGGUGCAGCAUACACCAUCGACUACUCCGACUUCGCACCGAGCGUGAACAGGCGGUUCCAUUUCUGCACAUAGCGCCCAGACUCGACGCAACAAGGACCAAAGCACAUGAUGACAAAUUCAUUGAUUAUCAGAUUUGUGGAAAUCAAAUUUUCCUAGGAGUAAGUUGGGUGAAAGCGUAGUAUAAUGCCAGAGCGCAAUUUUUGUAGGCAGUAACUGAGUUUGUACAGACGGUGACAUUGUUUGUAAACAUCGGAAAACUUUAGAGAGACUCAUUCAAAACCUCUGCAGCUUCGAAACAAUCUCAAGCCUUCUAUGGAUCCUUGAGAGUUGAAUGCUUUAUGUGAGUGUCGUCCCACUGAUUUAUGACCUUGCGAGGCCCAUCAGUGCUACUCCUUGAAGAUGAUCAGAACAUCCUCUCUCGUCACCGAAAUCUGAGCACAUCUGUCAUCAAACGUUGGGAUUUGAUUCUUCGUUAAGUUGUUCGAAAAGUGGCAGAACGAAAUGUGAGUACCUUUGGCGCAUUCCUCCGACAGUUGACGUCUUCGAAGAAUAUGUAGAAUGACACUUUGAAUUAGAAUGAGAAUUCUUAGAUCUCUUAGAUCUCGGUUUGCCAAGAUAAUAAAGGAGAAAAUCCUUAUAGAAGAA